UUCAUAUACUACUUGCCGUCAAAUCUCCAACUUCAAUACCACACCGAUGGCUUUCCAGCCGCGCUACUACACUCAGCCUUCCUUCUUUGAGCAUCUCAACUACGAUGUGCGCCAAAUCAUUUAUCAAUUCAUGGAACAUCACCUCCCACCCAUAUCGCAAUCCCUCAAAUACGCCGGAUUUCCCCUCUCUUGCAAACAAGCUUACAUUGAGAGCCGCCUACCAGCCAUAAAAGGCGUGCGCAGAUUCUUGGAAGACUUCCAACGCAAUUUCGAUAGAUACACAUCCGAGCCUACCAGAAUCAUUCCAGACAUACCUCUUGACAGCACAUUCGCAUCUCUUCGACACAUUACCCUCCGCAUCCCCGCAUCUUUGGUCACAUCCGCCUUCGACAAUCAACUCGACAAAGCCGUGGUCGCCCUUCGCCCUGUCCUCUCAGCUCACUUCCAGAAGGUCACACUCCUUUUCGUUGACCCGCAGAACGAAUAUCCUGCAAACUUCAAAACUGCGAUGCGCGUCUCCUCCGGUUAUGCACUCUUCCGUCUAUCCCAGAUCAUCAUGGAUGAGCGAAAGGUUCAAUCAAGCAUCAGCGCACUCUCGAAAUACGUCUCAGAUCUAUCGGGAUACGAGACGGUGCACCCGACGAGCCAUGCGCAGCCAUAUCCCUCUGACUUCACAGGGACCCUUCUGUACAAGGGGAACGAUCUUCCGCAUCCCAUUAGCACGACAGAUAUUCAGAUUGCGUGGGACUGGAGGAAGGAAAGCCUUAUUGGAACGCCGUCUACGCUGCGCGGGUACCAUCACGAGUACUCUGCGCAGGCGGAGCGGCAUGACGGGUCUACAUGGCCGCAGCUGUACGUUGUUGAGAACGACGAGAAGAGCGUGGGGAUGCAAGGCAUUGUUUGCAGGCAGCGGUGGAACGUGUCCGAGAGCGUGAGGGUGUACUGGCUGCUGCAGGAGCACCGGUAUAAGAGCUUGAGGGGGUUCUGUUGGAGUGAGGGUGUGGGUGAAGAUGUGCAGCAGGGACUGGGUGGGAUGAGUGACGAGGAGUUUCAGGAACGAAACCCGCCGUUGGUUUUGGCUGCGUUGUUUUGA
This is a messenger RNA of Paraphaeosphaeria sporulosa, 1093 nucleotides long. RefSeq lists its product as uncharacterized. The coding region runs from base 47 to 1093 and encodes 348 amino acids. The record is from RefSeq and is a predicted model, not a curated record. The transcript has a single exon. Lineage: Eukaryota; Fungi; Ascomycota; Dothideomycetes; Pleosporales; Didymosphaeriaceae.